AUGGCGGCCGCCUCCUCCGAAUUGGUGGAAAAGCUUAAGUCUUUGGAUGUUUCUGAGCGCCUACCCAAAUACCCCAAUUGCUUCCCUGAAGUCAAUACAGUCGACAUUUACCGUGCACAUUUAUCGUCAAUUCUUUCGGAGGUUACUGGCGUGGAUGCGACAAUUGUAUACCCCGCCUUGCAAUGGACACAAACGCUGGAAAAGGGCGACUUGGUGCUGCCAGUGCCUGCGUUGCGAGUAAAGGGGAAAAAACCGAAUGAGUUGGCUGCUGAGUGGGUGGAGAAGUUUCCCGAGUCACCAUUGGUACACAAACCAACCGUGAUGGGCACAUUCAUCCAAUUCUUCUUCAAAGUCGAUAAACUCGCAGAACUUCUCAUUCCCACUGUCAUCAAGCACGGUACUCUGUUCGGUCAGAAUCGAUAUCUGGGUUUGAAAGACCCUGCGGACGAGUCGAAAGGUCGAAAACGAAUGAUAGUAGAAUUCUCCUCCCCAAACAUCGCGAAACCAUUCCAUGCCGGACAUCUUCGAAGUACUAUUAUCGGUGGAUUUCUUGCAAACUUAUAUGAUGGGGCUGGUUGGGAUGUGAUCCGAAUCAAUUACUUGGGAGAUUGGGGUAAGCAGUAUGGAUUACUGGCUUUGGGUUUCAAGAAAUAUGGCAGCGAGGAGGCGUUACAAGCUGACCCGAUCAACCACUUAUACGAGAUCUAUGUCUCAAUCAACAAGGAUAUGACUGCAGAGAAGGAAGAAAUGACGGCAUUAAAAGAGGCAAGCAAGGACUUUUCACAUAUCGAGAAGGAGGGACUGGACGAACAAGCUCGUCGAUAUUUCAAAGCGAUGACGGAAAGUGAGCCGGAAGCUUUGGCGCAAUGGAAACGAUUCCGAGAUCUCAGUAUCAAAAGAUACAAGGAGACAUACGCUCGCCUCAACAUUCAUUUUGAUGAUUAUUCUGGCGAAAGUCAGGUAUUAGAGGAAAAUAUGGCUAAAUCAGCCAAAAAGAUGGAGGAGAUGGGCAUUACUGAAGAGUCUGAAGGAGCUGUAAUCAUUGACUUUACAAAACACGUCCCGGGUAAAGCAGGAAAGAGUCUUGAACGACCGAUCAUCAAGAAACGUGAUGGUACCGCCCUCUACCUCACUCGAGAUAUCACAGAAAUGCUCCAACGAGUCGAAAAAUACAACUUCGAUCACAUGAUCUACGUCGUAGCAUCGCAACAAGAUCUCCAUCUCAAACAACUUUUCAAGAUCAUCGAGUUGAUGGGUUAUGACGAGCUAGCCAAGAAAGUUCAACACAUCAAUUUCGGCCUCGUGCUAGGAAUGAGCACGCGACGUGGAACAGUAAAAUUCUUAGAUGAUAUCCUCCGUGAUGUGGCCGAGAAAAUGCACGAAGUAAUGCAGAAAAACGAAAAGAAAUACGAGCAAAUUGAAGAUCCAUUAGCUACAGCCGAUAUCCUCGGUAUCAGUUCAGUAAUGGUCCAAGAUCUUAGCGGAAAACGAGGUAACAACUACAAAUUCGAUAUGGACGUUAUGACUUCCUUUGAAGGCGACACCGGACCUUACCUCCAAUACGCCCACGCCCGUCUCUGCUCCAUCACCCGUCGCGCGGCCCUCACCCCCGAAGAAAUCGCUACCGCAGACCUCUCCCUCCUCACCGAAUCACACGCUCUAAACCUCAUCCGGGUCAUCUCCCAAUACCCAGACGUCGUCGCCAACACCCUGAAAACUCUCGAACCUACUACCACCCUCACGUAUCUAUUUAAGAUGACCCACGCGCUGAGUAGUUCGUAUGAUCACCUCCGGAUCGUGGGGAGUGAGAGGGAGUUGAUGAAGGCGAGGAUGGCGCUGUACGAUGCCGCUCGCGUGGUGCUGUAUAAUGGGAUGAGGCUGUUGGGGUUGAGUCCUGUGGAGAGGAUGUAA
Molecule: messenger RNA, 1911 nt
Organism: Glarea lozoyensis ATCC 20868
Lineage: Eukaryota; Fungi; Ascomycota; Leotiomycetes; Helotiales; Helotiaceae
Product: Nucleotidylyl transferase
Exons: 3
Coding region: 1-1911 (636 amino acids)
Biological process (GO): arginyl-tRNA aminoacylation; mitochondrial translation
Cellular component (GO): cytoplasm; mitochondrion
Molecular function (GO): arginine-tRNA ligase activity; ATP binding
Source: RefSeq, a predicted model, not a curated record